This is a messenger RNA of Spea bombifrons (plains spadefoot toad), 1185 nucleotides long. RefSeq names its product D-beta-hydroxybutyrate dehydrogenase, mitochondrial-like. Gene Ontology annotation, molecular function: oxidoreductase activity. The record is from RefSeq and is a predicted model, not a curated record. Bases 85 to 1176 code for a protein of 363 amino acids. The transcript has 5 exons. NCBI's taxonomy places the organism in Eukaryota, Metazoa, Chordata, Amphibia, Anura, Pelobatidae.
UGCAUUAACCUGUUGAACACUCCGUCUCCUCCUCUCGCUGUAUUAAGCUGCUGCCCCCCGGCUGGCAGUAGGCAGAGCGGAGGCAUGGGGCUGUCAGCGGCACGGAUCAGGGCCUGCCUGCUGGUAUGCCUGUCUCUUGGCCUCACGCUGGUUCUGGGCUUCGGGCUCCCGGAGGCUCUGAAGCUGUUCUUCAGUCUGUUGGGGUUCCCUUGUGAGAACGCGUCACACGGCAUUGUCCUGCUGUACUUUGUGUUUGUGCUGUGUGUGGCAGUGCCAUCCAUGCCAAGGGGCACCCUACCAGUACAGGGUAAAGAGGUGCUGAUCACGGGCUGUGACACAGGAUUUGGGUUUGCUUUGGCAAAACACUUGCACAAAUUAGGAUUUACAGUAUUUGCUGGUUGUCUGUUGAAGGAUAAAAAUGGAGAUGGCGCCCGGGAAUUGGAAAGCGUUCAGUCUGAGCGCCUGAGAGUAGUUCAGAUGGAUGUAUGCAGUGAGAAAGAGGUUGCUAGAGCACUAGAAUUUGUAAGAAAGCACCUCAAAGACCCAGAGAAAGGUCUGUGGGGUUUAGUAAAUAAUGCUGGGAUAUCUACCUUUGGUGAGGUGGAAUUUACAAGCAUAGAAAAAUAUAAAGAGGUGGCAGAUGUGAACCUUUGGGGAACGAUACGGGUAACGAAAGCAUUCUUGCCACUAAUACGGCGUGCAAAAGGCCGUGUGGUUUGCAUGGCAAGCAUGCUUGGAAGAAUGGGUAGCCCAUCCCGGUCUGGCUACUGUGUAUCUAAAUAUGGAGUGGAAGCCUUCUCUGACUGCCUGAGACAGGAAAUGUACAGAUGGGGAGUCAAGGUUAUUUCCAUCGAGCCUGGAAACUAUAUCGCUGCCACUGGAAUUUUCACCAGAGACAGCGUAGAAAGGCGAGGCGCAGAGAUGUGGGAAAAAGCAUCAGACGUUGUGCGAGAGGAUUAUGGGGAAUCUCAUUUCACGCAGCUAGUCUCCAGUAUGAAAUCCUUUGUGAGCUCAGGCUCAAAAGACAUGAAUGAUGUUCUUGAUGCUAUUACAGAUGCCCUUUGUUCAAAAUACCCGUAUACACGGUACAACCCCACGGAAACCUAUUGGUGGAUAAAACUCCAAAUUAUGACACACCUGCCAACAGCCAUUGCAGACCGGCUUUAUACACGCUGAAAAAAGAAA